GUGAUACUGGAGAGUUUGAUGCGGAAGAAAGUAAAUCCAGGGUGUUUUGCUGUUGAAGUUAUAUUAUUAAACUUAUGUAGCAGAUAACAGAAAUAAUACCAACCGAAAGAAAAGAGUCACUGGGUUUACAGUUUGUCUGAACGGCCAAAGUUUGACCGACUUCACAACACCUGAUGGCGAACGGUAAUUUACAGAAAGCUAUAGAUCUGGCCAACAAAGCUGCGGAGGAAGACAAAGCCAAAAACUAUGAAGAAGCCCUCCGCUGUUAUCAGCAUGCUAUUCAGUACUUCCUUCAUGUCGUCAAGUAUGAGGCUCAAGGCGACCGAGCAAAACAGAGCAUCAGGGACAAGUGUGCAGACUACCUUGAUAGAGCUGAGAAGCUGAAGGAAUACCUGAAGAAUAAAGAGAAGAGUCCUCCAGCCAAGCCUGUCAAAGAGUCUGGAGAUAAAGGGAGUCAAAGUGAUGAGGAAGAGGACAAAGAGAAGAAGAAAUUUAAAGAUCAGCUCUCAGGGGCCAUUGUGAUGGAAAAGCCAAACAUUAAGUGGAAUGAUGUGGCCGGACUUGAGGGAGCCAAAGAAGCCUUAAAGGAAGCUGUAAUCCUGCCCAUCAAAUUUCCUCAUCUCUUCACAGGGAAGCGAACUCCGUGGCGGGGGAUCCUUCUGUUUGGUCCUCCAGGGACAGGAAAAUCCUACCUAGCCAAGGCAGUGGCCACAGAAGCAAACAACUCCACAUUUUUCUCCAUCUCCUCCUCAGAUCUGGUGUCUAAGUGGUUGGGAGAAAGUGAAAAGCUGGUGAAGAACCUCUUCUCUUUAGCCCGAGAAAACAGACCAUCGAUCAUUUUCAUCGACGAGAUCGACUCCCUCUGUGGCUCGAGGAGCGAGAACGAAAGCGAAGCAGCACGUAGAAUAAAGACAGAGUUCCUCGUCCAGAUGCAGGGUGUUGGAAAUAAUAAUGAGGGAAUCCUUGUUUUGGGAGCAACAAAUAUUCCAUGGACACUGGACUCCGCCAUCAGGAGAAGGUUUGAAAAGCGAAUCUAUAUUCCUCUGCCAGAGGAGCACGCCCGCUCCUUCAUGUUCAAACUUCACCUGGGCUCCACCCCCAACAACCUGACAGAUGAAGACUUCGUCACUCUGGGCAAGAGGACGGAUGGUUACUCCGGAGCAGACGUCAGUGUCAUCGUCAGGGACGCCCUCAUGCAGCCGGUCCGAAGGGUUCAGUCAGCCACACACUUCAAACAGGUCCGUGGGUCACUGGGGAAUGAUCCGGGCGUCAUAGUGGAAGACCUGCUGACGCCGUGCUCACCUGGAGAUCCCAACGCCGUGGAGAUGACGUGGAUGGAUGUCCCUGGGGACAAACUCUUAGAGCCUGUAGUGUCCAUGUUGGACAUGCUGAAGUCACUGGCCCACACCAAACCCACGGUCAAUGAGCAGGACUUGGACAAGCUGGAGAAGUUUACUGAAGAUUUCGGCCAAGAAGGCUAAUAAUGCUGAUGUAGGGCUGCAGUUACUAGUUAUUUUCACUUUCAGUUAUCUUUAUGAUAAUGUGAUCAACAUAUUGGUCUCUUAAAUGGAAGAAAUGGUAGCCAUGGCUCAUGAGGUUUUGGGAGCUCAAAGUUCUUUAACUUUAUUGUUUACGUUUUCAUCCUUUUCUGUCGUGUUAUAUCCAUGUUUUCAAAGUUUAUUUUUAACUUAUUACUUUCAUUAUAUAUGAAAUUGUUCGCUGCAACACUGAAACCACUGACAAGUACAGGUUCGUCCUGUUGCACUGCAGAGAUGUUUGAAAAUAACCUACAAAAGUUGAUUAAAAGGACAAGUCUGAGGCCUUAAGACUCCCAGAUGUCCUGACACUCAAGGACACGCUCUAAUAUUCUUUGUCUAUAGAGCACUUUCAGUGGCAUGAAGAGGUCAAAGUUCCGGUUGAUUGGUGUAUAUAUCUUCAUAUUAAAUGUAUCUAUGCUGCUGCUGAAUCUGUAACUGCAGUGAAAUGGAGUUUUACAGCUGCUGGGUUUUUGAACCUUUCUAACACUACACACAAACACACGCUGCCAGACCUGAGGUGGAUAAUAGAAAUUAUUUUAUAAAAGGAAAUGUAUUCAUUUUUAAAAGAGCUUGCAAUCAGCUGUUUUCUGGUUAUUUUAUUUUACUAUAUACAAAGUUAUUUCCAACAGUUUAAAGAAGGGUCUUAUAGGUUUCUGUUAAGAUACUGAAAUAAAACAGGAAAGCUUUUGAAAGUAAUCUUUAAAUUCAGGUAUCCUUUCCAUUGAGUUAUGUUGCCUUUGCACAUUUUCUGUCUAUUUUGUCUUAUUGCUGUAGUUGGACUGUCCGUUUUCAAUAGACUUCACUGGUAAAGCAUUUGGUAAUGGUAUUUAUCUGUAUAUUUAUAGAUAAAUAUCAAGUGUUGCCUUUGCAGAUGAAAAAUGACAAGAACUUUCAGAUGUUAGGUCAAUCAAAUUGGCGCUUGGGAGCACUUUUCUUGUAUCUUGUGUUCUUUGAACAAAUCUCUGGGUUAUAAUAAAUGAAAGG
Messenger RNA from Cololabis saira (Pacific saury), 2522 nucleotides. Its product is annotated as vacuolar protein sorting-associated protein 4B-like. Bases 174 to 1481 code for a protein of 435 amino acids. Gene Ontology annotation, molecular function: ATP hydrolysis activity; ATP binding. NCBI's taxonomy places the organism in Eukaryota, Metazoa, Chordata, Actinopteri, Beloniformes, Belonidae. Gene Ontology annotation, biological process: vacuole organization; endosomal transport. The record is from RefSeq and is a predicted model, not a curated record. The transcript is spliced from 11 exons.